Ectocarpus sp. CCAP 1310/34 is the source of this 3277-nucleotide messenger RNA. The record is from the annotation of a GenBank genome assembly. NCBI's taxonomy places the organism in Eukaryota, Phaeophyceae, Ectocarpales, Ectocarpaceae.
AUGGCCGCCGCCGCCGCCGCCGCCGCCGCCACGGCUAUUGAUGGCGCAGCAGGGCGCAGCUGGCGGGGCGGUGUUUCAGCCGCAGCAGGUUGGACGGGGACACGUAGUCAUGAGGAGGAAGACGAGGGGGAGGAGAGGGAGGCAAACGAGGCCUCCAGCGGAAUGCCCGCCCCUGUCAUCGUGCCUGCUGAUGCUACGUUGGCGUAGCGCAGCUGGUGCUGUUCGAAAACCGAGACAGCUACUUCGAUUUGUCGUGGGUGUCUCAAACGAUGGCAUUGCCACGUCGACCAUGGGAUGAUCGACCUCAACAACGAUCGCUUCACUUGCUGCUUCUGCGAUACCAAGGCGAAAUCGGCAUGCCGGUGUCACGCGUGAGUACCCAAUUUCGUUUUCCGCUGUUCAGAGUCUUCGUUCAUUUGCAAUUCUGUGUUAUGAUGUGACCAAGAGUAAUGUGCCAGAUCGAGUUCUCGGAUGCUUCUCGCGCACGUGGGUUUCACCCGUUUCGAUACCAACCACCCAUGUGGUUUUUACGAGAGGAAUAUGCAACAAUAUCUCGACUUCCACAGCGCUCUCGCAGUCUGGUAGGUUGUCACAUGUUUCNGUGCGGUUUUUACGAGAGGAAUACGCACCAAUAUCUCGACUUCCACAGCGCUCUCGCAGUCUGGUAGGUUGUCACAUGUUUCCACCUAGCUGCUCCGGGACUGUUGCUGGUGAUCUAUAUCGACUCCAACUUUCUGGUUGCUUGAACAUAGGCGUUUGUUAGGGUUUCACCCUUUCGCAGUGCGACCAAGACCGAAGUGGCCACAAUACGACCUGCUGUCGGGGUGUGUACUGUGCAACAAGAAGAAAGCUGAUAAGCGAGCGGCAUCCCAACGAGCUCAAGCCGGCCACAUCCACGGGAGUAGCGUCUCCCGAGUGGUUCACCGUCAGACUCGAACCAGCGCUUUCAAGCUCCGUCUGCCUCUCACGGUCGCGGCGGGCAACUCUAGAGAUAGANCAACUAACGCUUUCAAGCUCCGUCUGCCUGUCACGGUCGCGGCGGGCAACUCUAGAGAUAGAGAGAAGGCACUGUUUUCGGUCUCUACUACCGCCCGCGGCGACCGUGUCAUGGUCGUCACCGACGUCACCGCCGAGCAACCUGGUGCGCCUGCAAGCUGCAUCGUGAACUGCUGCGAUAACCGAUGUCACAAACGAGUCGAUGUGUGUAGUUGUUGGGGGAUGUCACGAAACAACAGUGCUUGUGUGGUGUUUGAUACGCUUCUUUCUCGCCGGUAAACCUACGAUCGAAACUUCACGUUUGUUGCAACCCAUCGCGUUUAUGACUCCUUUGGAAAAGAAAAGGCAUUUGCAGGGCACAGAUAGGGGCCCGGCCGUUCAGCACUCACAUUUUUUUUUCGAUAGUUGCUGCUUGCUAAAUUUCUCAGAAACUAGUCAGGAAUUCGUCGGCAUGUUUUUUUUUUUUGACGACGCUCUGUCACUUUCAUGGUUGCUUUCGUAUAGUUUUGCAGUGUGCAAUCGGAACCCGAGCAAAGCGCCAAACGCCGAGCAGAUUGCAGCGGGCCAAUGUGAGCACGCUGACGUCAUUGUCGGAGAUGGGACCACUCCGAAGGCGGAUAUUCCUGAAGCAGAGCCGGUUGUCUUUGGCAAAGAUGGGGAAGGGAUCGAAAGCGUUGGGGAUGCAGCGAUAACCCAGAUGGUUUUGACUCAGGGUAGCUUUGACACCAUUCUAAGGAUGGCAGUGACUGCAGAGGAGCAUGGGGUGCCGCUGUUGAUGCGCUUAGGCGAGACUCAGACGUAUGUUGUAUACCAUCCGGGUCAUGGGUCUAUUCCUGGCAGCUGGGCACACGCCGAGACGGAUUUCCCGCAACCACCUGGGUCGAAGAAAGCGCCCUCAACGAAACGGCGGUCCACUCUAAAGAAGCAGAUCCAGUGUAAGGUCAUAGUCUACUCCUGCCGAUGCGUGACUAUUUUUUUUUUUUUUUUCGGAGCCCUAGAUUGACUGUAUGUAGAGCGCUUCUGUUGUGUAUGUUUUCCUACCCCAACCUUCAAAUUCGUUGUGCAAACCACGCCAGCAAUAUCGGUGCAUGUGCUCUCUUGCUCGGAUGGUGAAUAUCGUGGUAUACCUGACCUACAGUUUUUUCCGCUGAGGAUAGCUGGUCGGAAAGGCAAAGUAGCAGCGAAUGAUGAUACUUUCGGUGCUUUCAAGUGGGUGUGCAUCAUAGCGCACGUAGCAUUGACUGUUGUCACAAACCUGUGUCCCACCUACUGUCCACCCCCUGGCGCCCGUCACCUGGCUAUGAUCAUAGGCGAAUGGGGGGACGGGGUGCACCUCGUCCAAGAAAGGCUCUAGCGGCAAAUGCGUGCAUACGCACAUCGUGAGGUUGGGUGUCAUGGGCAGCGAUUGUGGAAGCAGCUCCCUCCUCAACUUAGACGGCGGGAGCGACGAAAAUUCAGGCGAUGAGGGCAUCGGUUCAGGGGCGACGGAGUACAGGCAUAAUGCACCGGGGUUUGUAGCAAAGGUAGAACAGCUGCUGAGAAUGUUCGGCAGCAUCAAAUACCCGGUCCACGUCCUUGCAGCCCUGUCGGAAGAUGGAGAGCGUGGCAGUUUGGAGGCGGACGCCGAGAUUGCGAGUCUCGAGGACGUAUGCCCCAAUUGCGACGGGGAGUAUGUCCACUUGAAGAGUGUGCGGGUCACAGCGUUGGUCCCGGGGCCCGGUCUCGUCGAGGCCGUGCUUAAGGUCAAGGGCUGUGUUGACUGCGGGGUGGAAGCGGCGAGCGGUGAUGACUGGCAAGAACACGGCUUUUUCGUUUUCGGGAAGACUCUACCCGUCCAUCUGUCCCACAUGGACGCGACGAGGCGGGCGGUGCUUGGUGGUACGGCAAUCAGCCACGCAUUCGACAACCUCCUCCGUCCUUUGGCCGACAACCUGAUAUGGAUGACCCGGAACAAGCUGGCCAAGUACCCCAACAGGAUGCUGCUGAUUGAGCUGCUCAAGACGGUGGAGAAGCUCUGGCGGGAGAGCAACCAUGGAAAGGAGGAUUGUUCAUGGAAAGGGGGGCAUGGUUGGUCUCGUCUGGGGUGGAGGGGGGAUACAGCUCGGACGGAGUCCAGACGUGCCAUAUGUUCAUGCUGCAGGCGGAGAGCCCCACAGACUUGGCCGUGCUCCUGUUGCACCGCGUGCACAUGCCUAUCCUCAUCACCGACAUCAUGUGUCGUGUAGGACCGAUCGCCCACGGCCUCUGCCAGACGGCGACGCCGAACAAAUGAAGUCUUCCC